Ictalurus punctatus (channel catfish) is the source of this 4733-nucleotide messenger RNA. It is a transcript of the gene hoxb3a, whose product is annotated as homeobox B3a. Bases 1953 to 3203 code for a protein of 416 amino acids. The transcript has 3 exons. Gene Ontology annotation, biological process: regulation of transcription by RNA polymerase II. Gene Ontology annotation, cellular component: nucleus. Lineage: Eukaryota; Metazoa; Chordata; Actinopteri; Siluriformes; Ictaluridae. Gene Ontology annotation, molecular function: DNA-binding transcription factor activity, RNA polymerase II-specific; RNA polymerase II cis-regulatory region sequence-specific DNA binding. The record is from RefSeq and is a predicted model, not a curated record.
CCUUUUUUUUUUAUACCUGUUUAUCUAAGACAUCAAUUAAUUUGUGCUUUUGCAUUCCAGUAUUCCUCACUGCGAUAUAUAUCACCAAAAAAAAAAGCUCAAAUCUCAAACCAAGCCCCUUAAACAGACUGUCCAGUAACUGGGGAAAACCGCUGGCCUGAAAUAUUCCACACAGUCCACACGAGUAUAACGAUAUAUUAAGAAAUGCUUGUUAUAUAAAAAAUAGUGUUAUGAAGAAAAACGUUUUCUUUCGUAUCCUCAGCCCACGUAUUAGUUAAUUACUAAUCUUUUGAGUGGAUCCCUGUUACCCAUUUAGUGGUAGUUGCAAAGUUGGGAACAAAGCCGUUAACGAAAAGAGUUGCAGACACCUACAUUUUUGCCUCCUGCCUUCCUCCCACAUCGUUGCUGAUGUUCUCUAUUCAAGUACCUAUUUGCAAAUCACCUUUUAACAAUUGACUGUUUACAGCUGUCGGCGAGUGGUAGAAGUCAUAAAUCUUAUCCACAGGGGUGUCCGGAAUGAUAAAAAUACGAAGAGAGAGAGAGAGAGAGAGAGAGAGAGAGAGAGAGAGAGAGAGAGAGAGAGAGAGAGAGAGAGAUUUAAAAGCAUCAUGUUUUGUUUCCAUUUUGCUCUCCGACUUUUCGCCAUCAUUUUUUUUUUUUUUUUUUUUGCAUAUUUCCUUCUAUUGGUUUACUAAAAGAAUCUUCCAAGUUCCACUUAGGGUGUAUAAAAUGAGUCAAACAGGACUAGUGCAUUUUUAACGUGUGUUCCUUAGCCGAGUUACAAUUGUGUGAUCAGGACUCGAUGGUGCGGUUAAAUACGUAAAAAAAAAUCAUCUACCAUCUAUUUGGAUGCAUUGUUUUCAUACUCCUCCCUCGCUUACAAGUCCGCCUGCUGUCUGUUCUCUUGUUCUCCGACCCCCUCCCAACAUGUUAUUAUAUUUUGCGCAUAAGUUGUACAAGUUGGUUGUGUGGGAAAAUAUAUGAUACAACGCAGUCAGAAUUCGGACUCUGUCCAAAUCUUUGUCCAAAAGAAGACCAGCCCCGCAAAAGCUCGGUCUUGUCAUUUGUUAUGCAACGAUGGAUUAAGUAAGGGAAACAAAUGACUUUUUCUCAUGUCCUUUUUUGAGAUUACCUAACUACACAUGAGCAUAGCCUACCACCUCAACUAGUGAGGAGUGGAAUGAAAAGAGGUGGAUUUCCGCUUGUAGGUCCUCCUGUCCUACUCGCCUGCAAUUAGCAUAAUUUUUCACUGGUGACGCUGUUUGAUGGGGAUUAACGCUCGCGCCUGACACAUUCAAAGCCACCCCCGUUAUUUCCAAACAGCCGGAGAGGCCUGUGAUGACAAUACAAUAACCCACCAAAUGGGGAGUAAAGGGCGAAAAUAACACGCACAAAUGCCAGCACCCGAAAGUCAACGGGGAAAUGUGGCGGCGGGGAGUCGAGAGCCCCGUUCGGAUUAUGAUGUUCGGGUUUGUACGGUGAGUGAGAGGAGAGAGGGUAAAGGAAGCGAAAUCUGAGGCCAUUGUUAUCAGCGAGCAGGGCGUACCAGUCGACAGGGCGGCCAGGAGCAGCGCUGCCUGUCCAUUUGCCGUUCUCCUCGCAUACCUCAGAUCUUUCAUGCUUAAACCGUCUUCCCUCUUAAGCCAGUCGAGGGGAUCAAACCAGGAGCGCCCGCACUGUGGCGCGGGCCAGCCGUGCUCGCCAUACCCGCCGUAUGACAUUCGCUUACUGGCUGAAAUAUCGAAACGAGGACGAGCUUUCGGCUUUUUGUUUCUUUGAUUGCAGACUGACCGAAUGUGAAAAAAACAUGGUGCCUGCUCGAACGUCUAUCGUCAGAGGCUAAGGUCAGCUUCCAAGAGACCGUUGGAAAAAGACCGUCACGUGACAUCGGGUGCCAAUGUUCUUCCAGAAGGUCGUCAGGACCCUGGUAGCCGGUAACGCGAAUUUUGGAAAUGCAGAAAACCACCUACUACGACAACUCGACACUAUUCGGAGGUUAUUCGUAUCAGGGGGCCAAUGGCUUCAGUUAUGAGGCCCAGCCUGCGGCUUUCCCGAGCUCGGCACACCUAGAUGGCGAUUACCAGAGGUCUGCCUGCUCACUGCAGUCGCUGGGCACCAGUGCGCCCACGCAAUCACAGCACGCCAAGACGAAAGAGCUCAAUGGCAGCUGUAUGCGUCCCAGUCUACCAUCUGAACACCACCAGCCUCCCCAAGUUUCUCCUCCUCAAAAUCCUGUGAACCCAACUGGAUCUAGUGCCCCUCAGCAGCCGGGUGGUAGCGGCAGUGGUGGGGCUGGUGGCGGAAGUACCACCAAAUCCUCCACCAAGUCGUCCACACUCACCCAGAACCCCACCAUCACCAAGCAGAUCUUCCCCUGGAUGAAAGAAUCACGUCAGAACACCAAGCAAAAAAACAGCUCCCCCAGCGCAAGCUCAGCUAAUGCGGAGAGCAGUGGCGGCGAGAAAAGCCCUCCGGGUUCCGCGGCUUCCAAGAGAGCGCGCACAGCCUACACGAGCGCACAGCUUGUGGAACUUGAGAAGGAGUUCCAUUUCAAUCGGUACCUGUGUCGGCCUCGACGCGUAGAGAUGGCCAAUCUUCUCAACCUUAGUGAAAGGCAGAUCAAGAUCUGGUUCCAAAACCGCCGCAUGAAGUACAAGAAGGAUCAAAAGUCGAAAGGCAUGGGCUCCUCCUCAGGGGGCCCAUCCCCAACCGGAAGCCCACCCCUUCCAAUGCAGUCCUCAGCCGGUUUUAUGAACUCCAUGCACUCAAUGGGCAGCUAUGACGCGCCGUCGCCGCCAUCUUUCAACAAGCCUCAUCAAAAUGCAUAUGCCAUGUCAUCAUCCUAUCAAAAUUCCAUGAAAGGUUGUCCCUCGCAACAGAAAUAUGGUAACACAGGACCAGAAUAUGACCCACAUGGGCUACAGGGUAGCAGUGGCAACUAUGGGACCCCUAACAUGCAGGGUAGCCCCGUGUACGUAGGAGGGAACUAUGUGGAUGCCAUGCCGGCCACUGGGCCUUCUAUGUACAGCCUCAACCACCUGCCACACCACCAAUCUGCCAGCAUGGACUACAACGGUGCCACACAGAUGUCGGCUAACCAGCACCACGGACCGUGCGAUACACACCCGACAUACACAGAUCUGUCAGCGCACCAUCCUUCUCAGGGUAGAAUUCAAGAAGCACCCAAGUUGACGCAUCUGUAACAGGUUUGGGAAAAGCAAAACAGAUAUUAAAAUAAAAGAAGAAAACAAACUAACAAACAAGCAAACACGAACACAGGGGACGAUGCAAUGGGGUUGAAAAAGAUGAUCCAGUGGUUUCUUGCCGUUUCAAUCACAGCAGUUGGUGUUGAUGUUGUCCUUUCAUUCGCCUGUGAGCACAUUCAUUUGUUCAAAAGACAUCUUACAAUCAGUUUUGUAUGCAUAGCUCUGACAGCCCUACUAAAAACAAAGAUUAUGAAUAGUGGGUAAGUGUGGAUAGUGUAUGCCAAUUAAUAGAUUAUUUUUCUGUAUGACCUUGUGUGACUCCCUUUUACGCCAUCGUUGGCAUGCGUGUAUUUUGUCAGCCUAUUGCCGGGUUCUUUACUGUAAAAACUGCUUGAGGGUGGAAGCAAACUCUUGAAACCGGCGUUAGGAAACCACUGGAUUGUUUUUGUUCACUUCCCUUUUUCCACAUACCUCUUUUUGUUUAACAGAUUCGCUAAACUGUCAUUUUCCCCUAAUUAAUCUGCCCAAAACUCAUGAACACAAAAAGCGUGUACGUUAUUACGUAUAAUAAAGACUUCAAUCUACACUUUUUUUUUCAUAUUGAUAAGAUAAAUAUUGUUUUCGCACUAUGCUGCAUAGGGCCUCCUCCAGUAAACCGACUAUAAUUGGGUAAUACCUUUCAAAUUGAUACAGGGUAAAGAGAGACCAUUAGAGAAUUUAGUCACUACAUAGUCGCCCCUACCUUUCUCAAAUGGUUAUGCCCCUCCCUCGUCCUCGUCCCUUCCUUGUCCCCCCCCCCCUCAGUGCACUCUCUCUCUCUCUCUCUCUCUCUCUCUCUCUCUCUCUCUCUCUCUCUCCCCAUUGAGUUUGCUUAUAUUAGCCUUCACUAAUGAGGAAGGCAGACAUUUUCUCAUGUAUUGACUUAACGUGGAAACAGGGUAUAAAUGAACAAAAUGCAUGCCCGAGAUGCCAAGCAAUGGUGUAGACGUUUCGGUUUACGCCUAAUGCUUUCUCGGCUGGGCAUCAUUGUUGCACUUAGAGUUUACAUUUUGAUGGGUAAGGAAAAAGUAAAUCUUAUUUUGAAGCGAAAGACCUUCAAUCAGCGUCUUUCGGUAUGUGUUCAAACGAACAUUCAUAAAUAUAUAUUUAUUUGUUAUAGCCAGUUUAAAUACUUUUUUUUAAUUAUUUAUCCCUCAUGUAUUUAUAUCGAGAAAGUGUACUUUUUUAGUAUUUACCUGUUAUAAGGAAAAGACAUUGUGUUCUUGUCAUUGUAACUAAUUUUGGUUAUUGUAUUUUUAGAGACACCUAGGUUUACGUUACCCUUGUACAUAAACGACUUGACUUGUACAGGGUGCGAGGCAAGGGAAUCAAACCGUUCCAGCAUAGUCGGAAAUUAGACAGUAUAGCGAAACUUUUUUUUUCCUUUUUUUAAGAAGAAAUCUUCAUUUGUUCUUUGUAGUUAAAUUGAUUUUCUUGUUAAGAGUUGGCUGUUGAACAAUUCUUUAAUAAAAUAUUAUGUUAAUCAUU